This is a messenger RNA of Lactuca virosa, 639 nucleotides long. NCBI's taxonomy places the organism in Eukaryota, Viridiplantae, Streptophyta, Magnoliopsida, Asterales, Asteraceae. The record is from the annotation of a GenBank genome assembly.
AUGGAGGUACUUAAAGUAUAUGAACACGAGCAUCCACUAACGCUCGUUAAUUUGCAAGUACAUUAUGAAGAAGAAGUAGAAGAAGAAGAAGAAGAUGGUGAUGAUGAUGAUGAAGAAGAAGAAAAAGAAGAGGAGGGUGGUGAUACGAUUAUAAAAGAUGGGUUUCAAGGUGUCACAUGUGGGUGGUGUGGUGAAGAAAUCAGCAUGUACCACAAGUGCUACUACAAAUGGAUCUUCUUUCUGUGCGCCACUUGUACCAACUUCACCAUACACAAUGAUUGUGCUUUCCUACCAGAAAAAUUGUUAAUCCAAGAGAAAACAGAUGAGUAUGUGGUGGGUAUUUUAGUCAGAAUCAUUGGAUUUACAAAUGCGAUAAAUGUCUCUACUAUGCCCAUCUGGAUUGCGCAACAUCAAGAACAGAGCCAUUCAUGUCCAUCUUCUUGUCUCCUGGCCUUGGCAGAACCAACAAAAAUUAUGAAGAUGUUGACUAUCCUCAUCUUCUUCAUCUCCCGUUCCCUGAUGAAACAUACAGCCUACCAAAACACUUGUUCUUCCAACAAAAUGAUCACAAGAUUCAGAUUCAGGGGGUUUGCAAUAACUUUGCUCUCCAUGAGUGGUGCACUCGACACCCCCCAAUAA